Messenger RNA from Lactuca saligna, 1903 nucleotides. The record is from the annotation of a GenBank genome assembly. NCBI's taxonomy places the organism in Eukaryota, Viridiplantae, Streptophyta, Magnoliopsida, Asterales, Asteraceae.
GUUUUCCCGCCAUUUUCAGCAGCCGCAAAAGUUAUCUUCUCUCUUGGUUCUCAUCGAAUCAAGACAAUUGAAGAAAGGGAGGAAGAAGAACGAACGAUCUGAGAAACAAAAUGAGUGGAACGUUGAGAAACAAAGUACAGAGGAAAUGCAAGAUGAGGGGUUAUACUCUCAAAGUAGAAGCCCUAACUGAGAUCCUUUCUUUCUUAAGCAACUAUGAAGACGCUGAAGAUGAAGCCCUUGAGCUCCUUCUUGAUGAGCUUCAACAUCAAUCAUUGAAGUCUUCAAUUCUGGAUAAAGAGCCUAUACAGCGUGUUGUAAGUCUGCUGUGUGAAGCUGCAUCUGCAACUGAUGAUACUCUUGGUACAAAUACGAGUUCCUCUUUCAGUGUAAUUGACGCCUUCCUGAUUCCAAAAUUCCGUUAUGAUCCUAUCAAAAAGAUUUUUUGCGAACAUACAGGGAGACUUCCGAUUCAUGGUGAUGCUUCUUCAAAAGCUUUGUUGUAUAGAGAUAGAUUUCUUUUGUUGUCUCAGAGACUUUCUCGAAUUCCACAGUUUUCUAGUUCUUCAUUUGAUAGUGAAUUAUCCGAAUUCGGUAGCUGUGAGAUAUCUAAAGUUCAAUCUCUAGUUGGACGAACUGGAGUAUGUUGGGUAAUGGGUGUCAUAUCUCAAUUAGAAGAUGGCCAUUUCUACUUAGAAGAUCUUACAGGAGCUGUUGAAAUCAAUCUUUCUAAUGUACAAAAUAACAACAGGGUAUUUUUCAGAGAACACCAUAGUUUUAGCUCAAGGUGAAAUGCUUUUAGAUGGUACUUUUCAAGUUCAAACAUUUGGUUUUCCACCAUUAGAAGAUAGAGAGAAGUCAACUUCUUUAUUCACAGGACUUGAUUAUUUUGGUGGUGGGACCCUUGCAAAAGAGGACACUAUUAGACUUGCAGAAAUGGAAUCAAGGGCAGUUAAUGAAAUGUUUGUCAUACUUUCUGACAUUUGGUUGGAUCAUGAGGGGACCAUGGCAAAGCUAGAGAUUGUUCUAGAUGGUUAUGAAGAAGUUGAAGUGGUUCCUUCUCUUUUUGUGUUAAUGGGAAAUUUUUGUUCACAUCCAUUUAACCUUUCAUACAAUUCUUUCUCAAGUAUCAGAUCGAGUUUUGGUAAGCUUGGGGAAAUGAUUGCAAAGCAUCCGAGGUUGAAAGAGCAGAGUAGAUUCCUUUUCAUUCCUGGACCUGAAGAUGCAGGUCCUUCAAGUGUUCUACCAAAGUGUGCAUUACCCAAAUACAUAACUGUAGAGCUUCAAAAGCACGUGCCAAAUGCCAUAUUUGCAAGCAAUCCAUGCAGAAUCAAGUUUUACACACAGGAAAUAGUAUUCUUCAGACAAGAUUUACUCUACAGAAUGAGAAGGAAUUGUCUGAUUCCUUCUUCAACAGAAGAAACAAGCGAACAUUUUGAGCAUCUUGUGGCAACAAUAACACAUCAAAGUCAUCUAUGCCCUCUUCCUUUAAGUGUUCAACCGAUUAUUUGGAAUCAUGAUCACUGUCUUCAUCUCUAUCCAACUCCACAUACUAUUGUAUUGGGUGAUAGUAGUGAACAAAAGGCGUUCAAAUACACGGGUAUUACUUGCUUCAAUCCGGGUUCUUUUGCAAAUGAUAACACUUUUGUGGUAUAUCGACCUUGCAAUCAAGAAGUUGAAUUAUCGGCUCUAGACACUUGAGAACACAAUAAUAAUUGUUUUGUUAAAGUUUGAAGUUUAGAGAAAAGAAUUAAGUAUUUAUUUUGAUUUUUAGUAAAUUAGAUGGAGUAGUUUUUCUUGUUUGCAAGUUGAUAUGAGAAUUUUGUUUGAGUUGAGAAAUACGUUUUUUUAGGCUUGCUUUUUGUUCAAAUGUUAUUCACUUGUUAAAUCUUUAUCUUUUUUUUGG